Prorocentrum cordatum is the source of this 858-nucleotide messenger RNA. Lineage: Eukaryota; Dinophyceae; Prorocentrales; Prorocentraceae. The record is from the annotation of a GenBank genome assembly.
AUGGCGACGAGAAUCCCAAGGUAUCUUCAUAUCAUCAAAAAUUUUCCGAUAACGCGAGCGCUGUUCACACCUACUGGAGACCAAAUUUUGGCGACCAGCUCUCGGCCUAAGAUCUGCGGCUUGGACGUUCGUACCGGCGAGCCCUUCCACGUGCGCCCCUUCAACGGGCAGGCGCAGAGCAGGUAUUUCGGCCUCGCAGUUGGCCCGAACCCCACAGAUUCUCCCGGGCUUCGAUCCUCGCAGAUGUACGCGGUCCUCGGAGAUCCAGCCGUCGCCUUGCUUUGCGACAUUGCCACCAAGAACGUUGUGCGGACACUGCGGAUGAGGGCCCCGGGCGUUGCAUCGGCGUUUUGUCCAGAGAGCGACACGCUGUUCACAGCUGACGAGGAGUGCAACAUCUACGAAUGGCACCUUGGCAGUGGUCGCUGCAAGCAGCGAAUUUCUGCAACCUCGAAGGUGACUUGUUUGACAGUGCGUCGGACUUCCAGCUUCUCGCCAACUUCCAUCCUGGCCGUUGGGACUGCGUCAGGCUACGUCGAUUUAUUCGACCUCUCGGGGCCAAAAAUAUCUGAGAAGCCAGUCAACAGCAUUCAGAACCUGACAACCGCUGUGACAGGAUUGCAGUUUCAUACAGAAGGCGAGCUGCUUGUGGCUGCUUCCAAGUUCAACCAGAAUGCAUUGAAGUUGGUUCACACAGGUACUGCAACUGUUUUUAGAAAUUGGCCCACUUUCAAAUCGCCGCUGCAGAAGGUGUCAGCCAUGGACCUCUCGCGUAGGGGUGGAUUACUUUCUAUUGGAAAUGAGAAAGGUAAAGUGUUGCUCUACCGAUUGCACCAUUAUGAAUCAGGUUCUGGAUGA